Xenopus laevis (African clawed frog) is the source of this 712-nucleotide messenger RNA. It is a transcript of the gene amelx.L, whose product is annotated as amelogenin X-linked L homeolog. Lineage: Eukaryota; Metazoa; Chordata; Amphibia; Anura; Pipidae. Gene Ontology annotation, biological process: enamel mineralization. Gene Ontology annotation, cellular component: extracellular matrix. Gene Ontology annotation, molecular function: structural constituent of tooth enamel. The record is from RefSeq and is marked provisional.
GUUCAGCCAAAGGACAGACCAGCUGACCAAGACAAUGAGGCCAUGGCUAAUGCUAACAGCUCUCAUUGGAGUAGCCUUUUCUGUUCCUCUUCCGCCUCACCCGCAGCAUCCUGGGUAUGUGAACUUCAGUUAUGAGAUAUUAUCACCUUUGAAAUGGUACCAAUCUAUGAUGACACAUCAGUAUCCAAAUUACGGCUAUGAACCUGUGUCUGGCUGGCUUCAGAACCCAAUUAUACCAGCGCCACCUAUGAUGCCUCAGCAACAACAGAAUGCAGUUCCAAAACUGCCACCCCAUCACCCAUUGCUGAUACCUCAACAUCCACUUGUACCAGUGCCUGUUCAUCAUCCUGUAUUUCCUCUGAUACCCCAACAUACACAUCAGCUCAAACCCACAUAUCUGUCAAAUCCUGAUGGUCAGUAUCCAACAAAUACUCAGCCUGAUAACCAAAAUGGGAAGCCCAUAUUCCCAUUACAACCAAUGCCGCCACUUGUAGAAGAUAGACCACAGGAACCAUGGCAAGCAGCAGGAAAUACCAAGCAAGAGGAACUGGAUUAGAAGCCUUUGGAAAUUGAAGGGAAGAUUAUUCAGUCUCCUGCACUACUGCAGAAUAUUGUUUACUGUACUUUGUUUCCCAUUUUUAGCCUACCUUAUCUGCAUUUUAAUAAAAUCCAAACAAAAAAAAAACAAGAGGUAAUAAACAGCUUAAAUUGU